AUGCAUGCAUGCCUAGGAUCAAUUCUAGAUUUACUAACAGAAAAUGGUGUACAUCGGGACGUGGAUGGAGUCACAAUAACUUCACCAGUAUUAAUGUGGUUAGAAGCGAUCGAUCUUUGUUUUCAAAAAUUAAUGGAUUUGGUGGAUUUGUCAAAAAUAGUUGCGAUUUCAGGAUGUGCUCAACAACAUGGAACUGUUUACUGGAAUAAUGAAUACGCGGAAUGUUUCAAAAAUUUGCAAAAUGGAAAAAACCUUAUUAGUGGCCUUAAAAAAGCUUUUUCGUUAUACGAUUCACCGAUAUGGAUGGAUUCGAGUACGACUGAUGAAUGCCAAGCAAUGGAAACGAAUGUCGGAGGACCAAUGGAAUUGGCGAAAAUAACUGGGUCGAAGGCGCAUCAUCGAUUUAGUGGAAACCAAAUUAUGAAAAUUUUCCGAAAUAACCGUUCUGUUUAUAAUUCAACAGAGCGAAUAUCACUUGUGUCAAGUUUUCUUGCAUCGGUUUUAUGUGGAAAAUUAGCUGAAAUUGAUGUCGGUGAUGCUGGUGGAAUGAAUUUAAUGGAUUUGCAAUGCAAAGAAUGGAAUGAAAAAUGUUUAAAUGCAAUUAUAAAUGGAAAUAAUGAAGAUAAACAAAUAUUGAAAAAGAAAUUGGGAAAUAUUACACCUUCAAAUAGUAUUUUGGGACCAAUAUCACCAUAUUUUUUUAAAUAUGGUUUUUCUCCAAACUGCCAAAUUGUCACAUUCACUGGCGAUAACCUUUCAUCAUUAGCUGGACUUUGCCUUAGCUCUGGCCAACUUGCUAUAUCUCUCGGUACAAGCGAUACGGUAUUUUUUACGACUCAUUACUAUCUACCGCACCUCGAUGGUCAUAUUUUCCGGAAUCCAAUUAAUGAAACCGAGUUUAUGGUUAUGCUGUGUUUUAAAAAUGGUUCAUUCACUCGAGAUCGCAUACGUAAAUCGGUUGGCGCGAGUAACUGGCAAGAUUUUUCGGCAUUAAUUUCAUCAGUUCCUCCUGGAAAUAAUGGAAAUAUUGGUUUCUACUUUGACGACGAUGAAAUCCUACCAAAUAUAUCGCGCGGUGAUCAUCGUUUCAGUCGUAUGCAGUCGGUUGAGAAAUUUCCACCAGAAGUUGAAGCAAGAGCUGUAAUCGAGCACCAAUGCUUAGCUAAAAGAUUUUAUGCCGAGCAAAUCGGUUAUAAAGCUAAUGGGAGAGGAAAUAUUCUCGUCACUGGUGGUGCUUCUUGUAAUUUUUCUAUUCUUCAAAUUCUCGCUAAUGUUUUCUCAACAAAAGUCUAUACAACUGAUAACAGCGACUCAGCAGCACUAGGAGGAGCACUUCGAGCUCGUCAUGGUUAUAUUUUUUUUCUAAUCUAUCGAAAAUUAAAUCAGUCCUCAUCGAUUAACUUUCAUGAAUAG
Dracunculus medinensis (Guinea worm) is the source of this 1413-nucleotide messenger RNA. NCBI's taxonomy places the organism in Eukaryota, Metazoa, Nematoda, Chromadorea, Rhabditida, Dracunculidae. The record is from the annotation of a GenBank genome assembly.